CUGACGAUGAUUCAAUCGUUGUCAUACAAUCUAUGAGCGACAUAAAACUGGCAAUCAAAGACACAUUUUGUAACGAGGUGGACCCCGAACUUUUCCUGCGAGUGUUGAAGAAACACAAAGAUAUCUUUAGCCAGCAAGAAGAGGAAAAUAUACGAAAUGCUGACAAACACGAAGGAGCUCUGGCAAUAUUAGACCAGUUAAUUUUGCAAGAGGAUGAUAUGAAGUUAUUAAAAGAUGUACUUAAUGACAAGGAAAUCGGCCUUUCGAACAUUGCAAAUAAAAUACAAGAAAUUACAGAUGGUCUGAGUUUGUCCAACGUUGUGCCAUCAGAAAACACCUCAGUUGAUGAAAUUCAGGGAAAUGAAUCGCAUGAAAAUGAAACAAAUUGUCAAAAUUUGUCCAACUUUGUGCCAUUAGAAGACGCCGCAGUUGCUGAAAUUCAGGGAAGUGAAUCGCCUGGAAAUGAAAUAGUUUCAAGCGACGAAAUGUUAGAUAUAAUUGGGGACAAUGAUAAGCAGAAAAGCAAACCUCAUAAACCAGAUAAUGGGAUAGAUUUGCUUCUUAUUGGUCACACUGGAAACGGUAAGAGUGAAACAGGCAAUAUGAUCCUAGGCAAAACUUGGUUUAAGGCUAACGCAAGCACAGUCUCUGUUACCAGAGAAGUUAAAACAGGUGUGGUGAAGUUCAACGGUCGAGAAAUUUUGGUUGUUGACCAGCCAGGUGUGGGAGAUACAGCCCAUAUUGAUGAUGCUAAGAAAGCAGCUGAGCUUGUAUUAAAUAACAAUAAAGAUGCCUUCGCAUUAAACUCUAGAGGAUACCACGCUUUUCUUCUAGUAGUGAAAUAUGGGGGAAGAUAUUCCAAAGAUGAUGUGGAGUGUGUUCGGCUUCUAAAGGAGAUAUUCGGACAGGACUUUUUAAGGAAUUAUUGUAUUGUAAUUGUUACUCAUGGGGAUAAUUUCAAGAGUGGUGAUGCUGAAAACCAAAAUAUUACAUUUGAGGAGUGGUGCUGCAACCAAGAAGGUCAUUUUAAAACUUUGCUAGACGAAUGCAACAACAGGGCUAUAUUGUUUGACAACAAAACGAAAGAUGAAAAAGUUAGAAAUAUACAAGUGCAGGCGCUGCUUGAUACUGUGGAUCAGCUGAAAUCGGAUGGACAACGCUACAGCUUCAACAAGUUUAAAAAAUAUGAGACCUCAAGACAAAAUUAUUUAAUUAAAGUUGCUGAACCAAAGAUACGCGAUUAUGCGUUGAACAUGUUAACAUUAUUAACUGAAGAAUUUAAUGAUUUGUCACAGAAAAAAUUACAAGAUGACAAAGUUAUUAAAAUGAACAAAACACUGCUAAAAAAAGUAUCAGAUUUAAGAAAAUACAUAUCAGAUGAAGAUAAGGAAAGCAAUAUUUUUGCUGAUCUACUCAGAAUUAUAGAUGCUUUUCAUGCCCAAAUAAUUGGAAACGUUAAUAGAAUUCAAGAACUGAAAAUAGUGAUGGAGAAAAUUGAAAAAGAAACAAAAAAACGAGAAAAAGAAAAGAGCGAUUUUGAAAAAGUUAUGAAACGCUUUGCUAAAAACAAACAAGCUCUUGAACAACAAUAUAGUUUAAGCAAAAGCCAUCUAGAAACUGAAUACAGACGAAGCAUUGAAAGCAAAGUUGGAGAUCCUACAGUACUAAAAAAAUCUCAUGAAAUAAAGCUUACAGAUCUUAAAAAGCGUCUUGAUGCUGAUUUACAAGACUUAAGGAUCAAGGAAAAUAUGGCUACAAUUUCAAAGAACAACGAAAAAUGUACUCAAUUUUUGGAUGAUCUUGAAAAGCAAAAAAAGGACGUGUCAAAGUCGUACAAUGAAUUGAUCGAGAAGCAACAACAAGAGUUCACUAAAACUGAAGCUGAUUUAAAACUUGCGAAAGAACAGAAUACAAAACUGCUUGCACUAAUCAAACAACAAGAACAAGAGCGCAUCGAAAGCCUUGAAGCGAGAUUAAAACAACUGAAAAAACAGAUUGAUGACGACCCAACGAGUGUUGACGAUGAACGGAAAAUAGCCUUACAAAAGGAACUUGAUCAGUUGUACAAAGAAUAUACAAAAUACUUAAAAGUAAAUAGAUGUGUAAUAUUGUAGUCAGACAAAAAUAAAACACAUAAUUUGGAGUCACUUUUAUUAUAUAUAUGUAU
Messenger RNA from Physella acuta, 2167 nucleotides. Its product is annotated as reticulocyte-binding protein homolog 2a. NCBI's taxonomy places the organism in Eukaryota, Metazoa, Mollusca, Gastropoda, Physidae. Gene Ontology annotation, molecular function: GTP binding. The record is from RefSeq and is a predicted model, not a curated record.